Messenger RNA from Acipenser ruthenus (sterlet), 4430 nucleotides. Its product is annotated as biotin--protein ligase-like. The transcript is spliced from 11 exons. The record is from RefSeq and is a predicted model, not a curated record. Gene Ontology annotation, cellular component: cytoplasm. The coding region runs from base 119 to 2887 and encodes 922 amino acids. Gene Ontology annotation, biological process: protein modification process. Gene Ontology annotation, molecular function: biotin--[biotin carboxyl-carrier protein] ligase activity. Lineage: Eukaryota; Metazoa; Chordata; Actinopteri; Acipenseriformes; Acipenseridae.
GGAGUUGGGAGGAGCCGAAAGGGCAUCAACAGGGAAGUGAGGAAGAGAACACGCAAGAACGGAUGAAUAUAUAGGAGGAGGAGGAUACACAUGUCAGGUUUCCCGCAUGUCAUAAGCAAUGCUGAUAACACUGUGCUACGUCUAUCUGUGGGUUCGAUUCCAGAGGUGUUAUACGCUAGUUAUCCGAAGCACCGUGCACAGACUGCACGCGAGCAGCAGCUUCACGUUCUGCACUGCACUGAAACCCGGGCAGCUGCAGAAAGAAAAGCAACGCCACGGGCAAAGUUUCAGUAAGCAUGUUACAAGCCCUUCCAAUCUCGACGAGACUGCGUGCUUACAGCUGGGGAACAAGCUGCUUUACAUUACUGACUCGCAGCCCUGUGAAGACCUGAGCAAGUGGACCCUGCUCCAGGAAACACCUUUGAUUUAUUUGGAAUCUACACCUAGACGAGAGCGUGUUGCGUUUGUACUGGAAGCUGCAUCAGGACAGGAACAGAAAACCGCUUUACACAAGCUGUCAGCUUCAUCCAAAAAGAUUCUAAAGUGGUCAGACUACUGUUUGCCUCUAGCCUGCAUCUCCGGCGACCCGUUUAAGUUAAUUGCAGAUGCCAGUGUGGAUAACUUCUGCAGGCUUGGGGUAGCUUUUAUGGAGGACAGAUUACAAAUGGACAAUGGGAUGGUACCAGAAAAAAUAGUUUCUGUUCUACUUGAGGAAUCUGCACUAAAGAAACUGGUUGAAAAUACCAAGAUGGAUGGGGAGAAAAGCCCUGUACCUGGUACACAGACUGAACAGGCUGAGGCAGAGAUACCAAAGCUUAAGGAGACGGUAUCUGAUAAUGAGUCAGGGGACAAUCGCCAAGAUGGACCACAGCUUGCAAAAACUGUGCAAGGACUGCAGAAGGACCGAAGCUCAGAUAAGGCUCAGGAAGAGAACGCCAACCAGCCACAGAGCACGGACCAGAAGGAGAAUCAGGCCAGUCUGGGAGGGAAUCAUCACAGAGACGGACACCACCUCCACCUUUCCAGCUGCCACGAGUGUCUGGAGCUGGAGAACAGCACCAUUGAGUCUGUGAAAUUCGCCUCUGCCGAGAACAUUCACAAUCUGCCUGACGACUACAGCGGGUUCGGCAGUGAAGAUGAGAGCUGCACUGGCCAGUCCAGGCGGGUCAAUGUUAGCGGAAAGCCACCCAAUGUGCUGGUCUACACCGGCUCUGAUCCCAGUCGGUUCCUGACCAAAUACCAGCAGGUGAAGACCAUCCUGGCUGAGUGCAUAGACAUGGACAGCUACAUCGUCUACCACUUGCUGGAAGAGCAGGUUUUGAAGGACCCCUGGGCAGAGAACUCCUUGCUGCUGGUUUUUGCCUCGGAGGAGCCAGUUCCUGAGAAGUUUCACAAACUGUUCUUGAACUAUCUUUCCAAGGGGGGCAAGAUAUUCGGGCUGUCUUCCUUCUUCUGCUUCAGCGGGGUCAACCUAGCUCCCAAGGAGGCCCUGAAAAACAAAAUCCACAAGCUGUGCUUCACUAAAACCGACCACACUGACAUCGAGCUGGACGUGCUGACCAGUGGGAUGGUCUAUGAGAAGGUCGGAGCCAGCAGGGACAGUGGUGUGGAGUUCUGGGGACAACUUGGGAACAAAGACAAAGACAUGGUGAUAGUCCGUCUGCCGUAUGGGGAUAAUGGAGGGGAAGCCAUUUUGAGCCAGGUGCUCCUGGACACUUCCCCAGACUCCCAGGAGAUCCAGGACCCUGAGGAUUUCAACAUGCUGAAGGUCAGCAACGCCCGGCGCUACGAGGUCCUCACAGAGAUCCUCAGUGCUCUCGGGCUGAGCUGCGAACUGAGCAACGUGCCUCCUCCCAGCCCUCUCUACCUCCUCACCACCACAGAGUCAAGCAGGCUUUCCUUCCUGGAAUGGCUGUCGACCGCAGUGGACACAGAGGGGAUUUUGAGGUCCGCCAAGGUCUCUCUGAAAGCGGUUUCAGCUCUGCAGCCUGGGAUGGAGCUGAUGGAGGGCAUCCUUCCUCUGGUCACGCAGCCUUUGGGGUUCUCCUCGGAGCAGUUGGACCUCCAGACGUACUCCCGGAGCCUGCAGUCCAGGAGCCUGGGGCAGAUCGUCCUCUUCGCGGAAGUGACGCCCACGACCAUGGAUCUGCUGGACGGGAUGAUGCUUCAGUUGCCACAGGAAAUGGGGUUAAUAGCUAUAGCAGGCCGGCAGACACAAGGCAAAGGCCGUGGAGGGAAUGCAUGGCUAAGUCCUCUGGGGAGUGCCUUGUUCACACUGCAUGUCCGGGUCCCAGUGCAGUCCCCACUGGGGCAGAGAAUUCCCUUCCUUCAGCACCUGGUAGCUCUGGCAGUGGUGGAGGCAGUCCGGACCCUGCCUGGGUAUCAGGAUAUCGACCUCAGAGUGAAGUGGCCGAAUGAUAUUUACUACAGCGCCCUGAUGAAACUGGGGGGUGUUCUGGUCACCUCGACACUGAUGGGCAACACAUUUCAUGCACUUGUUGGCUGCGGCUUCAAUGUGAGUAACAGCAACCCCACGGUUUGCAUCAAUGACCUGAUCGUGCAGUACAACAAGGAGAACGGGAGCGCUCUGAAAGCCCUGAGCACAGCCCAGCUGAUCGGCCGCAGUGUCACCGUGCUGGAGAGACUGAUCGAUGCCUUCCAGGAGAAGGGAGCCCCUGGGGUUCUGCCCCUCUACUACAAGAGAUGGGUGCACAGUGGUACCCGGGUGCGUCUGUGGAGCGAGCAGGGCCCGCAGGCAUGCAUCGUGGGUCUGGACGACUGCGGCUUCCUGCAGGUUGAGUCUGAGGAACAGGGCAUUGUCUCUGUGCAGCCUGAUGGGAACUCUUUUGACAUGCUGAGAAACCUCAUCGUCACCAAGCAGCGCUAAGGAACAGCGCCGUCUGCCUCAGCACAGGGAGGGGGGUCACUUUACACUACAGAUAAUAUUAACUUGAUUAUAACAAGAACAUUAGAACAAGAUGAUUAUCUUGCCCCUGUGUUACAUGAUGUUAAAUAUAUUUCUACACAGGAUUUGACACGGGUAAUAUAUGAAGGUAAUAUUAUUUGUAGCAUACAAACGUUCCAAAUUCUGUUCCUGUAUUGAAUUUUCUUUUUGUUGUUUUUUUGUUUUUCUUACUGUGGGAGCUUUUGUAAAGCUUUGGAGACGUUUCUACAGUAGACACACCAAAAAAGCAGGACCACAAUGAACGUGAGGCGUGCUUUUAGUUAAGACGUGUUUUGUUGAUUACAAUUAUUGCUGUUUUGCAACAACUUAUCCUUGCAGAUAUUUCAGGUUAGACUGUAAUGAUGUUUUAAUUUCAUUCGAAGAUGUGCAGGGUAGUUUUCUGAGUGCGAGUGUGAGUGUUAAAUUAGCAAUAGAAAAGACUAAAUACAGCACAACUGCAGCAAUUUCAUUAAACACCUUAAGCCAGUUUAAAUAAUGAAUACAGUCUUUGUCAAGGUAUUUUAGACUUCCUUUUAAAACUAAAAGUUUACUGAAGGGGGUAGACUAUUAUUACAAUUCCAUAUUAUACUUGAUUGUUUCUAUGCAUGUGAUUAAUCAAUUUCAAGAUUGAAACCCCUGGUUUGUACUUUGCUUGGGCAUUGUAUGCACAUACGAUUGUAAUCAAUGUUAAAAUAUAAAACAUCAAACACUUGUUAUAGUAGAAUUGCACCUUACAUUGCCACAUUCCACCUCCUUUGUUCAAAACACUGCAGUGUUGUUAACUUGUGGAAUUGUUGUAGUUAUCUUAACUAUUUCAAAUUAUUGGCGUAAAAAAAGAAAAAAGACGACAGUACUGUAUUUCAUUAUUUGUAAGUGCUUCCGUUUUCAUUUGCAGAUUCCUUGUGUUGCUGGGAAUUCAUGUAUACUGUAGCACAACACCUAAGAUGUCAAAAAGUUGUAUUUUGGAAAACAUACCAAAACAGAAGUGCUUAAAGACGUUCAGAUGUUAUUGCCAUGCAAGGUCAACACAGUUAAUGCAAAUGUAUUCCUGCUAAAAUCCCAACACAUUGUCAAAUGUCAAAAGACUGGAUGCGACCCAAAAUAAGAAUGUAAAUAGUUCGGUUUAGCAAUAGCAGUGUAUUAGCACAAAAACAACACAAGCACUAAAGCUGCACACUGAACCAUGAAUAGCACAUAUUUACAUACCAGUACAGUUAAAGUGAUUGUCGAAAACACCACCACUGUGUCUCUGUCUUUCUGGGGUAUAAAGUUGUUAAGAGUAAAAUUAAGAACCGCUUUAGUCUGGUAGACAAAUGUGUUUAAAGUUAAGGGUGAAUAUAGUUAUACCUCAACCCAGGGCAAUUCAAUUGACAGCCUACUUGUCAUAUACAUGUGGUCGGCAGCCAUGCAGCAUUGUGUACUGGGGGUGUAUGGAAAGUAUAAUACUUUUGUAAUAAUGUUGCAAAAUAAAUCUAGACUACUACGA